AUGAUCCACUCGCAGAUGGAAGAUGCCGGGUACGAGAUUCGGCAUCAGGUGCUGAACCCCAACCAGCGCCAGCAGCUGGAGGACCGGCGGCGCAUCAAGGAACAGAUGCAGCAGCUCGAGCAGGACAACGAGUCACCGACGCACAUGUACCGGCGCAAGCUGAAGAUCGCCACCGACGUUAACCUGCUCGAUCGGCACGAUUCGUUCUACCACACAACCAGGAGCUUGUUGGUGCUGUUCCAAAUCAUGGGCGUGAUGCCGAUCAUGCGCAGCCCACCGGGGGUUGACAUGCCGCGCACCACCUUCACCUGGUGCUCGCGGGCGUUCCUGUGGGCGUACUUUAUCUACGCCUGCGAGACAAUCGUGGUGCUGGUGGUGGCCCGCGAGCGCAUCAUCAAGUUUAUCUCGACCAACGACAAGCGCUUCGACGAGGUGAUCUACAACAUCAUCUUCAUGUCGAUCAUGGUGCCCCACUUUCUGCUGCCGGUUGCCUCCUGGCGCAACGGCCUCGAGGUGGCCAAGUUCAAGAACAUGUGGACGGACUUUCAGUACAAGUACCUGAUUGUCACCGGCAAGCCGAUCGUGUUCCCGAAGCUCUACCCGAUCACGUGGGCCCUCUGUAUCGUCUCGUGGUCGCUCAGCUUCGUCAUCAUCCUGUCGCAGUACUAUCUGCAGCCGGACUUCCAGUUCAGUCACACUUUCGCAUACUAUCACAUUAUUGCGAUGCUGAAUGGAUUCUGCAGUCUUUGGUUCGUCAACUGCACCGCAUUUGGUACGGCAAGUAAGGCGUUCGCAAAGGAACUUACAGACGUACUGGCGACGGAACGGCCGGCAGCCAAACUGACCGAGUAUCGCCACCUUUGGGUCGACUUGAGCCACAUGAUGCAGCAACUAGGGAAAGCUUACUCCAACAUGUACGGCAUCUACUGUCUGGUAAUAUUCUUCACCACCAUUAUCGCCACCUACGGUUCGCUGAGUGAAAUUAUCGAGCACGGCGCAACAUAUAAGGAAGUGGGUUUAUUUGUCAUUGUUUUCUAUUGUAUGAGCCUGCUGUUUAUCAUCUGCAACGAGGCGCACCACGCAUCGAAAAGGGUCGGGUUAAACUUUCAGGAACGUCUGUUGAAUGUAAAUCUGACCGCGGUCGACAAGGCUACGCAGAAGGAGGUGGAAAUGUUUCUGGUCGCCAUCGAUAAAAACCCGCCGACCAUGAACCUUGACGGGUACGCCAACAUUAAUCGUGGAUUGAUAACAGCGAACAUUUCCUUCAUGGCCACUUAUCUGGUUGUGCUUAUGCAGUUUAAACUAACUCUCCUUCGUCAGAGCGCCAAGAAUGCUUUCAUUUCCUCCCUUAAGGCGAAUCUGUCCCGAAUCCGAGCACUGGAAGCAGAGAGGACCAAUUAG
Messenger RNA from Anopheles coustani, 1401 nucleotides. It is a transcript of the gene Gr21a, whose product is annotated as gustatory and odorant receptor 22. The record is from RefSeq and is a predicted model, not a curated record. Gene Ontology annotation, biological process: sensory perception of taste. Gene Ontology annotation, cellular component: membrane; neuronal cell body; axon. NCBI's taxonomy places the organism in Eukaryota, Metazoa, Arthropoda, Insecta, Diptera, Culicidae. The transcript is spliced from 5 exons. The coding region runs from base 1 to 1401 and encodes 466 amino acids.